Abrus precatorius (Indian licorice) is the source of this 1197-nucleotide messenger RNA. RefSeq lists its product as uncharacterized. The transcript is spliced from 2 exons. Lineage: Eukaryota; Viridiplantae; Streptophyta; Magnoliopsida; Fabales; Fabaceae. The record is from RefSeq and is a predicted model, not a curated record. The coding region runs from base 1 to 1197 and encodes 398 amino acids.
AUGCAUCAACCAUUGGGGUAUCGUGACCAUACUCAUCUGGAUUAUGUGUGUCGUUUGCGUAAGUCAUUAUAUGGGCUUAAACAAGCACCCCGUUCUUGGUAUAAGCGGUUUGCUGAUUAUGUCUUGUCUCUUGGUUUUUCAAAUAGCAAAUGUGACCACUCAUUAUUUAUUUAUCGAAAGGGUUCACACAUGGCUUACAUUUUUCUCUAUGUUGAUGACAUUAUACUUACUGCCUCUUCUCAUGCUCUCCGAUUAUCUAUUAUGAACCUUCUGAGCUCAGAAUUUGCUAUAAAGGAUCUUGGUCCUUUGAACUAUUUUCUUGGCAUUGCAGUGACCUGGCAUAAGGGUGGUAUGUUCCUUUCACAACGCAAAUAUGCCGAAGAAAUUAUUGACCGAGCCGGUAUGUCUUCUUGCAUGUCGUCUCCAACACUGGUUAACACCAACGCUAAGGUGGGUACUACUUCUAGCGCACCUUAUGAGGAUCCCACUCUUUAUAGGAGCCUUACUGGGGCUCUACAAUAUCUCACUUUCACCAGGCAGGAUAUCUCUUAUGCGGUGCAACAGGUGUGCUUAUAUAUGCACGAUCCGAGGGUGGACCAUAUGCAAGCUCUCAAACGCGUUAUCCAGUAUUUACAAGGUACACUUGAUCUUGGUCUUCAUCUCAAUUCAUCUUCGACCUCGUCUCUUGUUUCUUAUACUGAUGCUGAUUGGGGUGGGUGCCCUAAUACGAGACGUUCUACCUCGGGUUACUGUGUGUUUUUGGGUGACAACUUGGUGUCAUGGUCCUCUAAGCGUCAAUCUACACUCUCUCGGUCUAGUGCAGAGGCCGAGUAUAGGGGUGUUGCUAAUGUGGUCUCUGAGUCGUGUUGGCUUCGAAAUUUGUUAUUGGAAUUGCAUUGUCUAGUUACCAAGGCUACUAUUGUGUAUUGUGACAAUAUUAGUGGUAUCUAUUUGUCGGGAAACCCGAUGCAACAUCGACGUACCAAAUAUAUUGAGAUGGACAUACAUUUCGUACGGGAAAAGGUUGCACGUGGUCAGGUUCGAGUUCUUCAUGUGCCUUCACGAUAUCAGAUUGCGAACAUCUUUACUAAGGGACUUCCGCAGGUGUUGUUUGAUGAUUUUAGGGACAGUCUCAGUGUCCGUCGUCUUCCUGCUUUGACUGCGGGGUUUGCUACUGUUGGUUUUGGUUGGGCAUAG